CUGCGCCGCUAGGGGACCGCGCGCCUUCCUUCUCAGUUCAGGGAGGGGACACCAGCGGUCAGCGGAGACCGGAGGAUCCUUUGGAGAGCUCCAGUACCCUGGAGACACGAUGGAGAGCUCCAACAGCGAGCCGAGCGCCUACGCGUCCACCGCAGCGCUCAUGCAACUUCUGAACUUCACAGAGGAUCCAGUCAGCUUCUCCGAGAGUCCUUCCAUGGCAGGGUUGCGAGCCACAGAAGAGCCUCUUUCACUUGUGCUCAGCAGCUUCAGGACUGACGCGGCUCCAGCGGGGCUCCUGGCGGGUCCGUUCUCGCCCUCCGAAGAGCCCACUCACCUGAUUGUGGCUUUCUGGGAUUCACCCUUGAGUCACGGGAUUAACGUGUUUGUAGGCUUUGUCCUGUGCUUCACCAUGCUGGGGCUGGGCUGCACGGUGGAGCUCAGUCAGCUGGGCGAGCACAUCCGAAAGCCCAUAGGAGUCCUGCUGGCGGUGGUGUGCCAGUUUGUCCUCAUGCCCCUCAUCGCCUUCCUCCUGGCUCUGACCUUCUCCCUAAACGAUGUGGCCGCUGUGGCCGUGCUGCUGUGCGGCUGCUGCCCUGGAGGAAACCUCUCCAACAUCCUGUCACUGCUGGUCAACGGAGAGAUGAACCUCAGCAUCAUCAUGACCAUCUCAUCCACUAUUCUGGCUCUCGUUCUCAUGCCUCUGUGUCUGUGGAUGUACAGUCGCGCGUGGAUCAACACACCCGUGGUGAACCUUCUGCCCUUCGGUGCGAUCAUUCUCACACUCUGCAGCACUCUCAUUCCCAUCGGGUUCGGGGUCUGGCUCAGAUACCGCUAUACUCGAGUGGCCGAAAUCAUCAUCAAGGUGUCUCUGUGGUCUCUUCUGGUCACUCUGCUGAUGCUCUUCAUCAUGACUGGAACUAUGCUGGGUCCGGAGCUGCUGGCCACCAUCCCUGCCUCUGUCUACCUGGUGGCCGUACUCAUGCCCAUGGCUGGCUAUGCGGCAGGAUACGGCCUUGCAACACUCUUUGAUCUCCCUCCCAACAGUCGGAGGACUGUGUCUUUAGAGACGGGCUGUCAGAACGUACAGCUGUGCACGGCCAUCCUGAAGCUGGCGUUCCCUCCACAGCUGAUGGGAGGCAUGUAUAUGUUUCCUCUGCUGUACGCGCUCUUCCAGGCAGCAGAAGCUGGCAUCUUCAUUCUGGCUUACCACAUGUACAGGAAAGAGGUAUUACAUAAACAGGACCUCACGGAGGAUGCUGAUGAUGAUUCAAACAUAUCCUACAAGAGAAUGAAGGAAGAAGACUUGCCGUUUGAUUCUACGUAUGGUGCGGUAACAGAGAGCGACCCCAAUGUCAUCGUGCUGGAGUCACGGGAUGGUGCUGGAAGCCCCACAGCUGUAUAAGGGAACAAAAACAACGGACUUCAGACUUACUACAGACACUGGACCUGCACAUUUACAUCAGGAUUUAUUCAUGCCAUCACUCACUGCUGAAUUUCUUAAUCACCCACAGCAUUAAAACUAAUAUGUGCCAAAAGUGACUGUGAAAAUGAAAACUAAUAUCAUGACAUCAUACUAAAGUUGACAACAUUAGCUUCAUUUAAACCCACUAGCCAAAUAUAACCAGUCAAUAGAAUAUUUCUAAAAUUAGCAUAAAAAAUAUAAUUUAAAACAUUAGUAUAAUAUAUAUAUAUAUAUAUACACUGUAAGAUAAAUAAGAUUAGAAAGAGAGAUGGUUUGUCUGUAUAUAAAAUAUGAAUUAUAUAUUUUUGUUUAUUAUUUCAUUCAUUCAUUCAAAAAAAAUUAAUAGUCAAAGCCACUGACAGAAGUGUGCAAAUUAUACAGCAUUAAUAUAGAUUGAUGCUGCUGUUUGUAAAUGAGUCAGUGCCAUUACCUCAGUAAAUGAAUUACAUUGGUUUAUUUGAUUGUGUGGACCAAGAGGAUGAGAAGAUUGAUUCACAUCCCAUGUGGUAUGUGUGUUGGCUUUAUAUUUGCACAUCACACUGUAUGCUUCUGAUGCCAAACCUGGGAGAAAAUAUGUUUUCUGAGUUUAUUACUUCAAGAAGAGUGGAAUUUUACAGGAUUACCACAGCUUAUACACUCAAAAAAUGACUCUUUGGCUGAACAUGAUUCAAUCAUGGACAGCGAUUCCUUGUGUUUGUACCAUGUUAUUUGGACAUGAAUAAAUCAAGUUAUUAGGACAUAGGACCAAUGUCCAUGCAAGUUUAUCCAAAGUGUUUUAAUAACAUUACCAAGUAAGAUAUAACUUUCUUUACAGAAGAUGUUAGUAGUUUAAUGGAAGUACUGCGAGUACAUCAUGCACUAGCACUCUCAUUACAGUAAUUUCUUUAAAUUACUUUAGAUUUUUUUUUUAAAGCAGGUCCUCAACCCAGCUACAAUUCACCAUGAUGGACAAAACACACUGAGAGAAAAGUCCCACAUAAUAGAGCACUGGACAUGAAAAAGUCUCUCUAUUAACACAUUUUACUAAAAAAAGCAUGAAUUAAAUUUUAUUUCAAACAUUUCUCUCCCCAUAUCCAGCCCUGUGCAAAGCAGGAUGGAAAGCUUAACACUUAUUUUGAGGUACUUGAUUGAAACAUGUUCUUUCAAAGUUUGUGCCAGGAGUUAUGCCAAAUAGCAAUCAUUUCAAGUCAGUUUAACAAGAUGCAUUCAUGUUUGAAUGAAAAACCUGAUAUAUGGUGUUAAAUCAAAAUUAAUUAUUUAAACAAAGUGAAUAGCAUCAUCAACCACAAAAAAUGCUACAGCAUGUCAGUGUCAUAUAACAAAUUUGAUUUUGAAAAACUUAAAAGCCUAUGGCAAAAAAA
Messenger RNA from Carassius auratus (goldfish), 2823 nucleotides. RefSeq names its product sodium/bile acid cotransporter 4-like. Gene Ontology annotation, molecular function: bile acid:sodium symporter activity. Gene Ontology annotation, biological process: bile acid and bile salt transport. Lineage: Eukaryota; Metazoa; Chordata; Actinopteri; Cypriniformes; Cyprinidae. Gene Ontology annotation, cellular component: membrane. Bases 110 to 1402 code for a protein of 430 amino acids. The transcript is spliced from 3 exons. The record is from RefSeq and is a predicted model, not a curated record.